Molecule: messenger RNA, 1714 nt
Organism: Aedes aegypti (yellow fever mosquito)
Lineage: Eukaryota; Metazoa; Arthropoda; Insecta; Diptera; Culicidae
Exons: 2
Coding region: 112-1653 (513 amino acids)
Molecular function (GO): protein binding
Source: RefSeq, a predicted model, not a curated record
UAUAGUACGUUAGUGUGGCAUUGCAAUCGUGCACUAAGUUCUAUUCUGCAUAUUGGCUAGUGCAAUAAGUUUGAAACUUGUUAUCACAAGUGCAAUCCAUCGUAAACAGCAAUGUCCAUCAGUUCUCUUCCGGUUGAGCUGUUACAGCAGAUUUUCUCCCACCUGUCGUAUCAUGACCUGCAGCAAACUUCACUGGUUUGCCACCGCUGGCAUAAGGCAUCGGAAAAGUUCAUCGUUUGUAAGGUAAUGUUCAAUGCGACCCAAUCUUCAGUCGAAUCCGACGAAAGCGAGGGGCAAUGUCGAAUCGAUUCCGCUAAUACUAUUCGCAACAGUAUACGCAAUUACCGAGCGAUUUACUUGAACGGGUUUACGACGGUGGAAAACUGGCAGCAGCUUCAACCCAUUGUGGCAGAAUGCGUGCGAAGGUUUCCCACUAUCUGUGAACUGUAUUUGAAAGAGUUUCGGUGCCAGGAUCUGCAUUGCAUGUACACUUCUUACCGAGACUGGAUGACACAAUGCGGUUCGAUUCAGGUUUCCCUGAGAAGCUGUCAUAGGAGCAAUACUGAAAUGGAAAGUGAGGAGCAAGUAGAAUGGUUUUUGACCUUACCAAAUUUGAAAUGCUUGUUCUGGCGAGAAUGCGAAUAUGAUCCUUUGAGGACAGUGACUAUUGACGCCCCCAAUUUGGAGUCCAUUUAUUUGAAGGGCAGCAAGGGUUCAUUUCCCGGUGAAGUACGGCUUCGAUGUCCCCGGUUGAAACAGGUCAAUUGCAAACCACAAGAAUCUGAGUUCCCUCAAAUGUUCGUAACGGGUCUUGAGAGCGUAGAAACACUACAGCUGAUUCUUGAUAAUAGAGCAGACCUCGGAUUCCUUAAGGAAUUGCAUCGGUUGAAAGAAUUGCAAAUAACAUUCCUCUGUAAGAUGAAGUCCCUGGAUGAACUGGUAGAAAUGUGUGCUGGACUGCCAAUAAGGACAUUGGAUGUGCGGAGUUCUAUCGAAGGAAGCUCUCUUGAUCUGCAGGAAUUAUUCGAAAAUUUGGCUGAUUUGAAAUCUCUGAAAUUACACCGUAUUGAUUUCUUUGCGGAACAUGAUAUCGUAGCGAAAGAAUUAGAGGAAUUGAAUUUGCAAAGCGUUGAAUACUGCGAUGACAUCACGCUGAACGUCCCAAAACUUCAACAUCUGACGCUAGAUUUGGAUGUUCUGGAUAAAAUAAAUUUCGUCAACACCACCAGCCUUUCUGAACUAUGUCUGUUUUGGCCAUCGGAAGAUUUAGGAAAAUCUCUUGAUAACACGGUUUACUCUUUUCUGGAUGCCCAUGGAGCCGUGACAAGUUUAAUAUUAAUUAAUGACUACUGUAGUAGAAAAGGUAACAUCCUCGAUAAAUCUUCCAACGUACGCGCAUUGCUGAAUCUGCGAAAACUUGAACUGCGCUGGUUUACCGUGACAGUGGAUUUCUUCCGAGCGAUUGCCGAGUCAGAAUUGUUACAGAACCUAACCCUCAUCGGUUGUACCAUCGAUUGUACUGGCCUUGCGGAUGAAGAACACGUGCGUUUGGCAUCAGUUGAGCAAAUGGUUACAGAGCAACAGUGCAGUCUGAUAAAUUCGAAGCGAACCGAUUUUCCGUUGCUAACAGGACGAUCUAUUGAUGAUUUAUAAUUGGUCUACAAUUCGUAAUCAUAACAUUUUUUCGAUGCAUUUUGAACAUCUGUGCGUAAAA